CAAAUGAUACACCUGCUGCUACCCUUCACAAACCUCGUGUCCAGGGCACCUUGUAGAUUACACUGAGAACGAGAGUUGGGUAAAUGAUCAAUUUCCAGGCGAAACCGAUCAAUUUCAUCAACAUAUGAAGCCAACCGCUUUUGCGUCAUAGGUUUUGAAGGGGGCUAUACUUUCAUUCAGCCUUCAUAAAUAUCGAUCUCUCGUGUCCCAUAUCAGCAUGGCUUAAGGAGAGUGUACGCGUUAGCACUUCAUAUGCGAUUUUUAGCACCAGAUUUGACUGGUGUGGUUUUACACUAAUCUGUCGUCGGCCGUACGUAGACCGUGGCAGGCUUUCCGGUCCACUUGAGACGUUUGGAUUACGCAGCACUUUCACCUGCCUCUUAUUCUGUCCCGCCCUUUGUGAAAUGACCAGUGCAUGAACGCGAGGUGUUGUCUUCUCUGUUGGGAGCAAUAGAAAAACGGGGUCGACUCCGCAGUUCUCAUGACAUCACCAGUUGGUGGAUGAAAUGGAUCUCCUAAUGGAUGUUCCGGGGUGCUAGGAGGCUAUUAACAAGUUGUUUUCUCUGUUGUGGCCCGAUCGCGUUUCGAGAGGCUCUUGGUCGGUUCCCAAAAAGGCCGUGUGGGUUUCUGCCACCCGAGCCCCGCCCAUUCAGCCAACCCUUCACAGGAGUGCCCCCCAUGCGUGGAAAAUACGACCAGGAAGAGAGUGUGUGUGUGUGUGAGUCUAAUUCUACCCCGGCUUGGCGCCCUCCACUCGCAGCCCACCAGUUUGAGUACUAUGCGCAAUGGUGAAUAGGCGCUUGUCAAAGAGCGGAGAUUAGCCAGGUUGAUAACGCAGGCAGGCUGUUUGUAUGCGGCCGGUUGUAAACCACUUGGAGAGUGACGGUGUGCGGCAGUUCCACGGACGUGACGAACGCUGUUGGAACUGCUCCGACUCACGAGCGUGACAGCCUGAAGGAACGAUUCGGUUACAGGUGACAUCAGCGCCGGAGUAUGGGGGACUAACGUUAGUAGUACAGGGUUGGUACAACCCAUUUGCACCUUACUGACAGGAGAGGUGCACGACGCUGGGACAUUGCGCCGGCUGGACCGUUAUGUUGCUACAGAACAUGGACGACGGGCUAGCGCGGGAAAUCAGGGAGUUAGAAACUAAGAUGGGCAAAAUUCCAACAAGCCUGCUUAACUCAUUUAAGGAAUUUAACAAGGAGGAGGAAGAAGAACAAGGAGGAGGGGUUGACGUCGGUCAUGAGGAAACGGAAGGAGGGGACGAGAUCGACAAGGAACGAGUGAAUGAGACAGAGCAGGGAGGACAAGAAAAACCGUCCUCGCCCAUUGACAAACAGCUUAGCUUUGUCAAAGCCGAACUGAAACAAAUCCGCCAGGCGGACAUCCGGCUGAUGCACACCUUCCUCGCCGUGAACGAGGGAAUCGAGGAACUGAAGUGGUUGAUGGACAACUCCCUCCACACGCCCACCAGCAGUAUGUGUUCAUCCUUAGCCAGUCUGGUGGACAGCCGUGACGUCCUCAACACCAUCUCGGAGGAGGGCGCGGGGUUCUCCCCGGAAUCUCCAAUGCGGGUCCGACGGAACAGCGACCCAGGGUGUCGCGGAGGCGAGCACGAUCAAAGCCCGGUGAGAUCGCACCAGAGACGCGAAUCUGACCAAAAUGUGAGGACGAUGAAAUACGGUGACAUAUCGCCGCAACAACUGCCCAGAAAAAUAAGAUAUGGACUCGCCUCGCCCGGUGCCCCACAUCGUAGGGUGGACCAGACUUUGCAAAGUGCUCCUUUUGAUACGUAUCUAACGGCAAACGGCUCAGCAUCGACCGAAAAUACGAAAUGUAAGGACCUUGCAAAGUCGGCACAAGGGACAGAGGACAACUGGACGCUUCUUGUAUAGAUUUGUAAAAAAAAUACCGACAGAAAUAGUAAUAUCCCUGGAGAUAUGGUAUACAAGUUACGUGAAGAUCAUGCACAACACCUUGUACGGAGGAGAAGAUACGGAACAACCGGUGGAAUCUACAAUGUUUGUAACGCUCACGCUUUAGAUUAGCAAGCCAAAGGGACGGGGAUAGAAUUAUUCACGGGAAUCGAACUCGGGACGCAAAAGUACGAGACGAAUAAACUUAUCAUAAAUGCGUAGUACAUCAUCAUGUAUAAGUGCACACCCGCACAUCAGCACAUAUGCAACUCAAAUCGCUGCUAUCCAGAGAAACUUUCUAAAUCCGGACAAAGUCCAAUACUGUGUGUCGCCACAAAAGAACGAAAAUGCUCAGCCUAUCAUUUACACGUGUUUUAUGUCAGUUUAGGCCAGGUAUGAAAAAAGCAAUGGAAGUAUAAAGAGGACCAAUAUAUUUUCUACCCAUAGUAUCAGAUAACAAUGUUCGUUAUGAUAAUUCAGCUUAAAUGCAUACUUCAUGUUUUUGUUGAUAGCGUCUUUUAGACGUAGAAGAGAGAUGAUGCAAGAUAGAAGUAUGGUAGCCUGAUGGGCAAACCACUAGUUCUUGAAUUUAUUGAUUUGACGAUGGUGACAUCUAUUGCUGGAAAAAUUCAGUUUAUAGUAACUUUUAUA
Messenger RNA from Branchiostoma floridae (Florida lancelet), 2570 nucleotides. Its product is annotated as leucine rich adaptor protein 1-like. The transcript has 2 exons. Lineage: Eukaryota; Metazoa; Chordata; Leptocardii; Amphioxiformes; Branchiostomatidae. Gene Ontology annotation, biological process: positive regulation of canonical NF-kappaB signal transduction. The record is from RefSeq and is a predicted model, not a curated record. The coding region runs from base 1095 to 1898 and encodes 267 amino acids.